Messenger RNA from Rhipicephalus sanguineus (brown dog tick), 640 nucleotides. Its product is annotated as zinc finger CCHC domain-containing protein 10. The transcript is spliced from 3 exons. NCBI's taxonomy places the organism in Eukaryota, Metazoa, Arthropoda, Arachnida, Ixodida, Ixodidae. Bases 174 to 623 code for a protein of 149 amino acids. The record is from RefSeq and is a predicted model, not a curated record. Gene Ontology annotation, molecular function: zinc ion binding; nucleic acid binding.
CGUCUAGAAUACCAAAACAAACAUGGUCGCGCGUUUUGACAUAUCGCGCUGAAACGUGCUGCUUUCGUUUCUUUGAAGGCGCAAGACGGCGUUUUCCUGACUUACCUGACCGUAAGCGCACAACCUGAACGUUUCGGUUGUCAGCGAUCUGUUCGCACCGCUUGCGAUUCGACAUGCCGUUGCGGAAGAAAGUAGAAAACCUGUCCGGGGUGCGCUGUCAGAAGUGCCUCGAGCUCGGCCACUGGACUUAUCAGUGCACGGGGAAGCGCAAAUACGUGCACAGAGAUUCGAGGACGACACUUCUGAAAAACAACGUGAAGAAGCAACUCCUAGCAAGCACAAUGCAACUCAAGAAACCCGUACAGCCCACGAGACGAAGCUCCGAGAAGUCUUCCAGUGGUUCAGAUGGGGAGUCUCACAGUGGAGACGAGUCCGAUUCCAGCAGUAGCUCGUCAAGCAGCGACAGCUCAUCAAGCAGCAGUAGUAGCAGCAGCUCAUCGGGCAGUGACAGCUCUUCGAGCAGCAGUAGUAGCAGCAGCAGCAGCAGCAGCAGUAGUAGUGCAUCCUCCUCAUCUAGCUCUACCUCCAAAAAGCCACUACCAAAGCGAAGUAAAAUCAAGUGACAAGCACACCUGUGAAA